Colletotrichum graminicola M1.001 is the source of this 2925-nucleotide messenger RNA. RefSeq lists its product as uncharacterized. The coding region runs from base 1 to 2925 and encodes 974 amino acids. Gene Ontology annotation, biological process: vesicle fusion with Golgi apparatus; intracellular protein transport; transcytosis. NCBI's taxonomy places the organism in Eukaryota, Fungi, Ascomycota, Sordariomycetes, Glomerellales, Glomerellaceae. The transcript is spliced from 6 exons. Gene Ontology annotation, cellular component: Golgi stack; cytoplasm; ER to Golgi transport vesicle membrane. The record is from RefSeq and is a predicted model, not a curated record.
AUGUUUUCGAUUUCCACUGCUCCGGCGAAGCAGUCGGUCGGUGAGACCAUCACGGUUCUGAGUGGCCGGCUGAGUUCGGCCACCCUGCUUGAGGAUCGUCGAGCUGCUAUACUUGGUCUGCGUAGCUUUGCCAAAGAUUUCCCUGCCUCUGUCGCUUCUGGGGCUCUUCGCAGCCUCAUAGGCAGUCUCAGCAACGAUGCCGAAGACGUCGACACCGUCAAGGUAGUCCUCGAGACCUUGCUAAUGCUAUUCAGCCCCAAUGAAGACAGCCCAGAGGCCUCGGAGGAGAUCGCUCUAUGGCUCGCUGAUGAGUUCACUCAGCGCCAGGAGAACAUAACCCUGCUUCUCAACUUCCUCGACUCGGCCGACUUUUACUCGAGACUCUACUCCCUGCAACUCCUCGCCGCCAUCCUAUCUGCCCGAACCGAGCGAACUGAAGAGUGCGUCUUCACAGCACCUCUCGGCAUUUCUCGUCUUGUAGCUGUCCUCGACGAUAGUCGCGAAGCUGUACGCAACGAAGCCAUCAACCUCCUUAUUUUCCUCACUCCCUCGUCGACCGACAUUCAGAAGUUAGUUGCCUUCGAAAACGCUUUUGACCGACUUUUCAACAUCAUCUCCUUGGAAGGCUCGCUGUCUGAGGGUGACCGUGUUGUGGAGGACUGUCUGAUUCUUGUCGCAAAUCUCCUUCGGAGGAAUCCCUCUAACCAGUCUCUCUUCCGGGAGUCGGGAGGUAUCCGUCGUUUGGCCAACUUGCUGGAAGGUGCCGAAAAGGCCCAGCGGGAGGAUGUGGAGGUUGCUGCUUGGGCGCAGACCCAACGCAAUCGGAACAUCUAUGCACUGUUGGCUGUCGUUCGUCUGUUUCUAGUAGCAGGGGCUGUUGGAACGUCGCAAAACCAGCUCGCCUUCUGGCAACACGGCUUGUUGUACAAUGCCCUCCAACUGGCCUUCAGCCACGUAGCCCAGCUUCCAAUCAAGGCAGAGGCUCUAGUCACCUGCGCCGACAUCAUCAGGGGUAACCCGAGCCUUCAGGAGGGAUUCGCCCAGCUCCAAGUCUCGUCGCCCCUCGAACCUCCUACGCCGAAUGAAGCUGGCCAACCGAAAGGCGUUGUCAAAGUCUAUGUGAUCGACGGCCUUUUGGACCUUACACUCAGCGUGCAGGAUUCAGAGGCUUUUGAUCUGCGUCUGGCAGCAUGCGACUGCCUCAAAGCUUACUUUCAUAGCCACACUGACAUUCGUUUGCACUUUCUGCGAAGGGCCAUUGAAGGACAUAAUACCGGGGCUGAUGAAACUGCCAAUGUGCUGACAGUGCUGCUGCGGCCCUCUUCCGACGCCGCCGUGGCCAACCCCUAUCGUAGUUGGUUCGCUGCUACUAUCAUGUUGCAUCUUGUUUUCGAUAACCCUGAGGCGAAGAGCAUGGCUAUGGCCGUCACCGAAGGCGAUGCGAAGAACGGUGAAGAAGUCGUCACGAGUAUUCAGACCAUUGCUGCGCAUCUCAUUUCCGGAUUGAACCGCGAGCAAGAUAGUCGAGUUGUGGUAGGGUAUCUGAUGCUGCUUCUUGGUUGGCUGUUUGAAGACUUGGACGCCGUCAACGACUUUUUGGGGGAAGGAACCAAUACUCAAAGCCUUAUUCAGGCCGUGAACCAUCCAUACCCAUCUGGUGACGUUGUUCAGGGACUCUGCGCUAUGCUCCUGGGCGUGCUAUACGAGUUCUCGACCAAGGACUCGCCUAUUUCCCGGGCUGACCUUCACAGCAUACUCGUCUCGCGGAUGGGACGCGAGCGGUAUAUUGACAAGCUGACCAAGUUAAGAAGCGAUCCGCUCGUCAGAGACUUUGAAGUGAUUCCUCAAAAACUUGGUAACUCGGGCUCAGGCAAGCUGCCCGACGUGUACUUUGAUGCUACGUUUGUCGACUUCUUCAAGGAUAAUUACAGCCGCAUUAUCCGUGGCAUAGACCGAGACCCUGGACUGGAGAUUUCUGUAGUCUCGAACGGUAUUCAGAAGGGGGUUUCCCGGGAGCUCGUUGACUCUCUUCGAGCACAGUUGACCGAAAAGGACCACGCUUUACAAGAAGCGCAGGUCAAUCUCGAGACGAUUAGCCGGCAACUUGGCCAAGAACAAGCCGAUCACCGGCGGACUCGAGAGACAACUGCGAUGGAGUUGGCAAGAAUAAAGCAGAUGAACGAAGGUAUACAAAAACAGCACGAUGCAGAGCUACGAAAUCUUCAGAGUCGAAUUGCAUCUCUCCAGGAAGAACAUCAAAGGCAGGAUGACCUGGCCCGAAGAAGGACAGAAUCCCAGAUCGCAACACUCGAACAACAACAUAAAAGACAACUGGAUGACGUCCAAAGGAAUGCUGCUUUUCGAAUUACGUUCCUGGAACAAGAGCUCAAGAAACAGGCCGACCAAGCCGAACAGACCGCCAAAGUACAAGCUGCCUCGCAACAGGAGGAGCAUCGCAAACAGCUAGAGCAGGCGCGCAAGACGGCCGAGUCAGAUGCUGAUCGUGUCCGCCACCGGGCAGAGGCCGACAUGGCAGACCUCAAGGCGACGAUCAGCCGACUCGAGGUUGACCUCAUGAAGGCCAAGAAGUCAAAGGCACAGGAACUACAAAGCGUCCGGGAAGAAUUGGAGAAAAGGUUACAAGAGCAGGAGUCCUUCGUCACCAAAUCUGAGGCACGUGUCGAGCAGCUUGAAAAAGACCUGCGUGAGAUUCGGGAGAAGGCAGUCCAUGGCGAAGUUGCCGUCAAAAAGGCCGAGGAAGACAAAAAGACAACCCAAAACGAGCUUGACGAUUUACUUAUGGUAUUUGGCGACCUUGAGGAGAAAGUCGCCAAAUACAAGGCAAAGCUUGAAGAACUCGGAGAGACCGUCUCUGACGGCGAAGAUGAUGAAGACGACGAGGAGGAAGAUGGCGAUGAGGAGUAA